Molecule: messenger RNA, 4517 nt
Organism: Talpa occidentalis (Iberian mole)
Lineage: Eukaryota; Metazoa; Chordata; Mammalia; Eulipotyphla; Talpidae
Gene: ZSCAN9
Product: zinc finger and SCAN domain containing 9
Exons: 4
Coding region: 141-1313 (390 amino acids)
Biological process (GO): regulation of transcription by RNA polymerase II
Molecular function (GO): DNA-binding transcription factor activity, RNA polymerase II-specific; RNA polymerase II cis-regulatory region sequence-specific DNA binding
Source: RefSeq, a predicted model, not a curated record
UGGCCGGCGAGGGGCUGGCUUUUCCCUGCCGGGCCUUUGUUGCCACCGUGCGCUCCUUCCAGGUCUGGAGGGAGACUCCAAAGGUAUUUCCGAAACAUAACUCCAGCUGGAAUGUGCUUUUUGAGCUAUUCAAGGUCAAGAUGAAUACAAACUCAAAGGAGGUUUUAUCCUGGGAUGUUCAAGCUCCUGCGGAGUGGAAACAACUUCUGACACAGAAAGGGGAGGUAGAAAGUCACUUCCAAAUGCAGGAAUCAAGACUGAAACGCAGUAAUCCACUAGCAAGAGAAACUUUUCGAAGGCGCUUUCGGCAGCUGUGCUAUCAGGAGACGCCUGGGCCCAGGGAGGCGCUCACCCAGCUCCGGGAACAUUGCUUCCAGUGGCUGAGGCCACAUGUGAGCACGAAGGAGCAGAUCCUGGAGCUGCUGGUGCUGGAGCAGUUCCUGACCAUCCUGCCUGGGGAGCUGCAAGGCUGGGUGAGAGAACAGUGUCCAGAAAGUGGGGAAGAGGCUGUGAUUUUGCUGGAGGAUCUUGAGAGAGAACUUGAUGAACCACAACAUGAGAUGGUAACCCACAGUCAUAGACAAGGAGUUCUCUCUAAAGAGACAGUGCUUCUGGGACAGCAGACACCACUGAAUCUUCACUCCCAGCCGAAGGAGGCCCAGCCCACAUGUGACCCUGCUCUGCAGCCUCAUCCUAUGGGAGCGAAAGAUGGAAUGACCAAGACUGGGGACAGAGAGUUGGUGCUGAGGAAAGACUGUCCUAAGAGAGUGGAGCCACGUGGGAAAGUAUUUUAUGGACAGACCUGGGAGGUACCACGCCAGGACCCCCAAUGUACAGAAGUUGGCCAGAUAGAGCAGCCCUGGAGAAACCCCACAGAAAAGGGAUCACACAAAUGUGAUGAAUGUGGGAAAAGUUUUGCUCAGAGUUCAGGUCUGAUUCGACAUCAAAGAAUUCAUACUGGAGAAAGACCCUAUGAAUGUAAUGAGUGUGGGAAAACCUUCAGUCGGAGUUCAGGUCUUUUUAAUCACCGAGGCAUCCACAACAUACAGAAGCGGUACCACUGCAAGGAGUGUGGGAAGGCCUUCAGCCAGAGUGCGGGGCUCAUCCAGCAUCAGAGAAUUCACAAGGGAGAAAAGCCCUAUCACUGCAGCCAGUGUGAGAAGAGCUAUAGUCGGCGAUCCUUUCUCAUUGAGCAUCAGAGAAGUCACACAGGGGAGCGACCUCACCAGUGCAACAAGUGUGGGAAAAGCUUUAACCACCACUGCAACCUCAGCCGCCACCAGAAGAUACACACAGUGGCCGAGAUGGUCUAGUCCUUGCCAUGUGCGGAUUUCCCAGAUCAGUGGCCAAGUCAGGUGGGUUAGUUUUAGACUAGAAAAUGCCUUUCUUCCUGUCUCCAUGAAGUGCAUUUAGAACAAACACUGACUUACUGGGGAUAUCCAAAGAGGAAGAUUUGGGUUUUUUGGUUUUUUUUUUUAAAGAUUGUAUUUAUUUAUUUAUGUGUACAAGGACUGGGGUACAGGCCAGAGGUGUGGGGGGGUGAGAGGAUUCACCAGAGACAGAGUGGGGAACAGAACAGACAGAUUGACUGAAAUACACUGCUGAGGGGAGCAGCGGGGAGACAGGAGAGGUCUGCUGCACCAUGUGGGUAGCUCCCUGGGCGGGGAUCAAAUGUGUGCUGCAGUGGCUGCGGAUAGCUUCAUAGGUUGUGUCUUAACCCCUUGCGCCACCAGGGAGGCCCCAUGGGGUUGUUUUUUUUUUUUAAAUGCUAUUUUACCUUUGUUUCCUAUACCAUCUCUCUUACAUACUCUAAACCUUCCCAGUAAUAUCAGAACAGCCUUGCUGUAGCCAACAUGCCUGAUAGAGCUGUCUCUGUGUUUAAUUAAAGAUCACCUAGGAAUCUGCUGAUGGUUAACAAUAUGUGGGUCUUUGGUGUUCCCAGUAAGCAGGACCUACAUGGUAAACCCUUUUCCAUCUCACUGCUUCCCUUCAACACCCACCUGACCCUCUCAUGGACCUACCUGUGGGCUGCCUGCUCCAGUGUUUGCAGAAUGUUUCCAGUUACCUAACCCCAGUUGGUCCUGGCAAGAAGCACACAGUAAAGUAUUAGAGGAGGCGUCGAAGACUCAGGAUCUCUAAGCAUCCAUGCCAAGGGUUAUACCCUGGACUUAUUUUUAGUAGUGUUUUUAUUUUGAUUAGACUUAUAAAAUUAAAAAUUUAAACCUUAAAAAGUUGCCAAGAUAGAUGGAGUUUCCAUAUCCCUUUCACCCAACUUCCCUUAAAGUUAACACCUACCAUUGUGUCUUUUUAGUUAAACCCUUGGCUGCUGACUCCAAAUCCCAGUCUGUUGACAGUAUCAUGCUUCACUCUGGUGUUCUCAGACUUCCUCCUUUACCCUCAGUCACCUGAGACUCUCUAAGUGCUUUCCAUCACAUCAUCAGUACUAUAAUGUCAUUUAUAUACUGGGUACAAGGCCACAUCAGGGAACCCCACCACCACCCAGGUAAGAUAGAAUGAAAACUACUGUUUGAAAUCUCUUCAAACUUCUUUGUAUGACUGAGGUCUGGAACAAAAAAAUUUCCUCCCUGUGUAGAUUUCAAGUUUAUGCCUUUAGUGUUUCCUAUUAAAUUUUUUUUUACGGAUUUAUUUAUGCAUACAAGAACUGGGGUGUAGGCCAGGGGUGUAGGGUGUGAGAGGAUUCACCAGCGACAGAGUGGGGGACAAAACAGGCAAACUGACUGAACUACACUGCUGAGGGGAGCAGUGGGGAGACAGAAGUCUGCUGUGCCAUGCGGGCAGCUCCCUGGCCAGGGAUUGAACUCAUGCUGCAGUGGUUGCCAGUAGCUACAUAGUGCUGCCUUUUAACCCCUUGUACCACUAGGGAUGCCCUUCCUAUUUAAUUUUUUGAUUAAUUUACCCUGAGGUAGAGGUAAGGAUCCAACUUUUUUUGAAAGUUACCCAGUAGCCCCAACUUCAUUUAUUAUUAGUCCAUACUUCUACUGAUGUGACAUACCAUUCUCAUCAUUUCCUACAUUAUUUUAGGUGUUUGGUCUACUUCUCAACAUUCUAUAAAAUUUUUUAAAUCUUUUUCUACCACAUAAUUUAAUAUUCAGACUUUAUAAUGUCUUUAAAAUUUUUAGAGUUUUAUGAAAUACAUAUGCAAACGUAUGUGAUGGUUUGAGUUGAAAGAAUAAUGUAGAAGUCCAUAUACUAAAAAGUAGAAGAUCAUGGCUAUAAAGUCCCUUUUAUGGUCCUUUUGAUCACAGUCCCUUCCCUUGAGCCUUGAUGUUAACCUGUAUCCUGAUGUUUUAAUUUUCCGUUUUAAGGCCUAGGUCACUCUUUUUGGCUUUUUUCAUUCCUAGAGUUCACCUGACUUGUUUAUUUUUCCAAAUGGGCUUUAGACUCAGCUUGACUUCAAAACAAAAGGCUAUCAACAUUUUGUAUUUUGUGAUUACAUAUUAAAUUUAUAAGCUGGGAAAAGUGAAUUCUGCAUGCCAUUGGUCUUCCCAUUUAAUGUCUUUGCUUUAUAUUGUGUAUCUCAGGAACAAUUUAAAGUUUUCAUACAUUUUUUUUAAAAGUUUAUUCUGGGGCCUCCCUGGUGGCGCAAGGGGUUAAGCACUGCACUAGGCAGCAAAUCCGCAGCCUCUGCAGCACGAGUUCAAUCCCCGGCCGGCCAGGGAGCUACCCACAUGGCGCAACAGACCUCUCCUGCUGCCUCCCUCAGCAGUGUAUUUCAGUCAGUCUGCCUGUUCUGUUCCCAACUCUGUCUCCGGUGAGUCCUUUCACCCCCCCUCCCCACCUCCCACGUCUUUGGCCUGUACCCCAGCUCUUGUAUGCAUAAACAAAUAAAUAAAUCUUUAAAAAAAAAGUUUAUUCUGGAGUAUCUAAUUUUUUAUUGACAUCAUAAUCAUUAUAUUUUCUAAUUUGUUAAUAUUUGUAUAACCCUGUCUGAAGGGAUGAUAAUAUAACCUAACCUGCCACAACUACACCGAACACCAGAGGAUAGAUGGAAAUGUGGUUUGUGUUCUCCGGUAUUGAAAAUAUUGAUUCUGAUCAUGGUGUGUGAGAACAUAAAAACACUGCUGCAUUCAUUCAUUCAUUUAUUUAACAAAUAUUUAUUAAGCACCUACUGUGUGGUUGGAAAUACUUGGUAGGCUUGGAUACAUGAAUAGAGAAGACACAAAUAUCCCUACCUUACUGAAGCUUUGUCUUUGUUGUUGAGGUAGUCAGACAAUGAACCCAAUAAAUAAGUAUGUAAUAAAGUAUGCUAGAGGUGAUAAAAUGAUAAUGUAAAAAAAAAAAACCCAGCAGACUGAGGGGAGAUCAGGGGUGCUAGUGUGUUGACAGGUUUAGUGUUACAUUUAAGGUGAUAUGAAGUCUUUUUUUUUUUUUUUUUAAAGAUUUAUUUAUUUAUUUAUACAAGCACUGGGUACAGUCAGAAGUGUGGGAGGGUGAGAGAAUUCACCAGAGCCAGAGCAGGGAGCAGAGCAGGCAAAAGGACCGAAGUACACUGCUGA